CUCUUCCCAAACAAGCGGAAUCACUAUACCCAACUCUCUUAACGAGUCAAUAUACACUCUGAAGACCUCCAGGUAGGUUUCUUCAUUUGGAGUUUCACUUCCUCUUCUGGCAUUCAUUCUACCCUACAACCCUGAGCCUGAAAGCCUACAUCUGCAGAAGGGUAAAAACGACGUCAUCGGAUUGUGGAGAAAACUCCGUACGUGUACGAGUGACACUACACUACUCUACCCGAGUACAAACCCUCUCAAGAUCAAAUAACACGAGAUCUCACACGAACAACACUCUCACCUCAUCAAUUGACUAACGAAACACCCAGUCGCCAUCAUGACGACCUUCAUCUCCCAAAUCACCCUCCCAGCGGCGAUUUUCGCCAACCCAGCAGCUUCAAUCCUCCUACCAAUUGCCCUUGGUACCGGAGUCGGGUUCUCAAUCAGUCGUAAGCCCUCCUUCCCAACUCCACCUUACCCCAAAACUCAUUCUGACACUCUCCCAGCCAAGGACACCCAAAAGAAAUACCUCGCUCUCAAACAACCACCCUACCGUCCCCCUCCCUGGGUAUUCGGUCCCGUAUGGACUGCCCUCUACGGCCUCAUGGGCUACUCCGCCUACCGAGCCCACAGCACGGGAAUGCACUCACUUGCCUCUGCAGAAAAGCACGUCCUGACGAAACACGGAGCAACACUCUACACCAUUCAACUAGGACUCAACCUCGUCUGGACGCCGCUCUUCUUCGGUCUCAAGCGUCCCAUUGAAGCCACUGCCGAUAUUGUCACCCUCACCGGUGUCGUUGGUUACUUGACGUAUACUUGGGGCCAGGUUGAUGCCGUUGCUGGUUGGUGUUUGGCUCCGUACUUGGGAUGGUUGGGAUUCGCGACGUAUUUGUGUGCCGGUGUGGGAUACUUGAAUGAUUGGAAUAUGGCGGAUAAGGAGGUUGAUGCUAGCCCUGCUUAUAAGGGUACUAAAUACGUUGAUGAGAAGAAGGAGUAGAUGUUUACGUUCUGCAAUGAUGGAUUAGUUGUUGUCACGUGGCAAGUCACGAGGGGCGC
Hymenoscyphus albidus is the source of this 1047-nucleotide messenger RNA. The record is from the annotation of a GenBank genome assembly. Lineage: Eukaryota; Fungi; Ascomycota; Leotiomycetes; Helotiales; Helotiaceae.